Paraphaeosphaeria sporulosa is the source of this 3294-nucleotide messenger RNA. RefSeq lists its product as uncharacterized. Gene Ontology annotation, cellular component: cytosol; cell periphery. Bases 216 to 3005 code for a protein of 929 amino acids. Gene Ontology annotation, molecular function: K48-linked deubiquitinase activity; cysteine-type deubiquitinase activity; cysteine-type carboxypeptidase activity. Lineage: Eukaryota; Fungi; Ascomycota; Dothideomycetes; Pleosporales; Didymosphaeriaceae. The record is from RefSeq and is a predicted model, not a curated record. Gene Ontology annotation, biological process: protein K48-linked deubiquitination. The transcript has a single exon.
ACACUCCGCCCCAUAUUCGCCUCUGCCCGCGUCGCAAAACUCACGCGCUACCUCCAGCCCGCAAUCCGGCCUUCUGAGUAUACAGCACGGAUUCGACUGUUUGCGACACCACGUUUUCCAAAUAAGCGCCAAGUUGCCAACGGAAGCGUGCGUGCCGGAGGUUGGAGCUCAACUACCCGCCCAGUGCAACCUACUCCAGAACACCACGUUCCACCAUGGUGCUACGCAAGCAGGAAGACCUCGUCCCGCGCCCGCUUUCCCACGCGACGAACAACCCGCCCUAUCCCACAACGCCCUCCGAAGAACGCGUACCCCAACUCCCCGCUCUCUCCACCGACCACCCGGACGUCUACUCACCAGAUCUCAACAAGUCACCCGCCUUCCAGCUGAAGCCGCUCGACGAGGCUCAGAAACGGAAAGGCGAUGACGAUGACGACUCCGUGUAUAGCGACAACGAGUGGGACCAGUCGGACGAUGACACUCCCGACAACGACAUCCCGGACCCGCUGAAGAUUGGCGGUGGGAAGUCGAUACCACCGCCAGCUACUGAAAAGAAGGACUCGCUGCCAGAUGUACUGAAGGCAGGACCACCAAAAGGCAUGCCCAUCAGGAAGCCGUUGGAGAAGAUCUCGCCCGAGCCCACGGGUGCCACGUCGUCCUCGUACGCAAGCAACGCUUCUGGGAGCUCGAUACCGUUGAAGACCAACAACCCGUACCUCAAGAUGCAGCAAACAGGCCAAAGCAACUUCGGUGCUGAGAGCAGCCAGCAGGUCUGGGGUGACGCUCCCGCGCAAGCCCAACAAUACCCCGUGGAGCUGCCUUCAUUCCAGACACCAACUACCCCAACGAACCGCAUGGCAGAUCUGGCUUUUAACGGCAACAGCUCUCCAGCCGUUGUACAACAAGGCUUCAAGUCGUCCACUCCGCCCCCUGCGAUAGCAGUGCAGUCACCUAGCACGGCAGGCCCGUAUCCUGAUCAUGACGCCAACACAUCUUUCCACCAAGCUCCUGCGAUCGACAGCUCAUCCUUAGACGCUUUCGAGCAAAGCUUUGCGCAACCACAUAACGAGCAUACUCGGGCUGCAUCUCAAUCCCCGCCCACAGAACAGAACCCUUGGGACGCACCACCAGAAUCUGCGGCCGCUAGAGAAGCUAGAGAAGAGCAGGAGCGCCAGAAUGCGAACGGCUUCGCAGGCAGAAUACAACCGCCGACCCGAGCCCCACCCGCAGCGCCGUUGCCGUUCGACGAAGAACCAGCGCCCGCACUGCCACUGCGGCCGACUCACGAAGAGCAGCCGCCGCCGAUGCCACAGCGACCCCAAGAAGAACAGCCACCGCCCAUGCCCCUUCGGCCGUUGGAAACGGGAGUCAUUCCAACCGCAGGCACUGCUCCUGAAUCGCCAAACACAGUGAUGAACAGGCAACGAAAAGAGACCUACCAGAUCAAGCACAUUCGAUGGCACGAUGUCAACAAGCGCGGCAUCAGGACCUCGCCGAUUCUGACGCAGAAUAUCAAUGGUCCCUGUCCUCUGCUGGCAUUGGUCAACGCUCUUGUUCUUUCUACUCCAGCUGAUGUGGAAACUGCUCUUGUCGAGACCUUGCGCACACGUGAACAAGUCAGCCUUGGCUUGCUCCUUGACGCGGUGUUCGACGAGCUGAUGUCUGGUCGCCGGGGUGACGCUGCUCAAGAGCUUCCAGAUGUGAGCGAUCUAUACAAGUUCCUGCUAGCCCUGCACACUGGCUUGAAUGUCAACCCGAUGUUUGUCCAAGACCCAGACGCAACAGACGGCACUUCGACCCUCUCUGUUCUUGCUGCACGGCCUGGUGUAUUUGAGAACACGCGGGACAUGAAGUUGUAUAGAACAUUCAACCUCCCGCUAAUGCACGGGUGGUUGCCUGACCCUGGAUCAGACGCAUACCGCGCUUUCGAUCGUAUAGCUAAGACCUACGAGACAUCGCAAUAUGUGCAAUUUCAGGAGGAAGAAUUGGAUGCAAAGCUGCAGAGUGGUGAAGCUCUAUCUACCGACGAGCAGCAGAUGUUCACUGACAUCCAUGCAAUCAAGGAAUUUCUCAACCUGUGGCCGACCCAACUAACCACAUAUGGCCUGAAGACCAUGCGCGAGACUUUGCAGCCGGGACAAGUGGCGAUCCUCUUCCGGAAUGACCAUUUCUCUACCUUAUAUAAGGACACGCGUACAGGCAGCCUUGUGACGUUGGUGACAGAUCAAGGUUACUCGACCCAUGACGAGAUUGUCUGGGAAUCUCUGGUGGAUGUGAACGGACAAGGAAGUGAGCUUUUCUCUGGUGACUUCCGCCCCGUGGGCAACAGCAUAUCACCACAGCGAUCACAAUUGCAGCCCCCUGUCCAGAGCAUGUUGGAUGCAAGCGACCAUGAGGGCUGGACCACCGUGCAGCGACGCGGCAACCAGGCCAUUCCAUCCUCAGGCCUUGCUCCACCAGAGAAUGCUGCACCCCAAUCCCCUACAUCGGAUACAAGUAGGACGGAGCAGGAAGACCAUGAUCUCGCACUAGCACUGCAGCUUCAAGAGGAAGAAGACGACCGCCAUCGCAGAUCGCAAGAAGAGCGUCGUAGACGAGAGAUCCAGCUGUCGGAAGAUGCCAUCUCCGCCCAAUCACAACAGCGUUCGCCAAAUCGACGUACAUCCCGUCCAGGCGAAACACCCCCAGUCAUCCCGCCUCGUCGCAACGUUCAGACUCACCGCCCGACCAACGAGCCUGUUCCGCCACCAACCUAUGAGGAGGCAGCAACAGCCCCGACUUACCACCCACCGCAAGGCCAUCCCGCAAACCCUGGUGCUCCGCUUCGAGCUCAGGGGAGCGCAUAUCAAGCGAACACUCAGACAACACCUUUGGUGAACCAAAUCCCGCAACAUGGGCGAAUGGAUUCUAGGCCGACGACGCAACACCCAGGCCGCCCUGGCAGGCGGCAGAGCGGUGUUGUGGCACCGGGUCAAGAAGAUAGGGACAAGUGCGUCGUGAUGUAGACGCGCAGAGUCCAGAUUUUCAAUUGGCUAAUGCUAACUCUCUUUUUUGUUACUAGGGGCGUCGCAUCGUGCGCGACGUUUUGCAGUGUCUUGUAGCUGUUCGUGAGCAUUUCCCUGCAGAUGAUUAUCCGGCGUUUGAAAGGAUACCCCGUUGGUUGGAGGACAGGUCGGCGCGAAUACGCUGGGAAGAUAUAUCUCGGGACGCUUCUAGCGUUGUAUGCAUAUUCUGUUUUUAGCAAUACUCGACUAUUUCGAUUUGUUGCAUUGAAAUUGUUCAGUGCAAUCCCCA